Maudiozyma saulgeensis is the source of this 1749-nucleotide messenger RNA. NCBI's taxonomy places the organism in Eukaryota, Fungi, Ascomycota, Saccharomycetes, Saccharomycetales, Saccharomycetaceae. The record is from the annotation of a GenBank genome assembly.
AUGAGCGUAGACGCUAAUCUAAUAGCAAUCUUUGCACAUGAUGCAGGUCAGUUUGCCUUCAAUACUGGUACAGCACAAAAGAAUUCUAUUGAUAUAUACCCCUUGGAUGCAUCAAAUAACUACAAAGUUAAUAGUUCCUUAGUGAACCAUGUGGACUACGAAAGCCAUGAUUUAAAAUCCUCAGAUAUUCUCUAUGUUGGUUGGUGUAGCGAUGCUAACGAUGAAGAUUCUAAUUCUAGUAGGACUAAACGUAAAUUAGAUGAAGAUGGGACAGGGGUGAGUAAACCAAGAAUAGACAAUUUUUUCGUUAAUGUAUUCGAAGAUGGUCAAAUUGUCACUUUCUCCUCUACUGGUAGACAUAUUAUUAACAUAUUUCGCAAUAAGGAUAAAAUAAAGGCCGUUGACACACAUGGUAAAUACAUAUGGACAUAUGAUACGGAUAACUGCGUUAAGAAGUUAGAAUACAACAAGACAAAACCGGUGAAAACUUUCCAUUUGAUCGAUGGUAAAGAUGAAGAGAUAAUACAUUUCCAAGUAUUAAAAUAUAGUGGAGAUAACGCUAAUGAAGAUGGUAUAUAUUUAUCGAUUGUGACUGAACAAAAGAUCUACAUCAUUGAUCCAAGUAAGAGGAGACCAAGUACAGUAGCAGUUUUCGAAAUAUCUGGUGCAUUAUCAUGUGCCUUCAGUGAGGAUGGGAAAUAUUUCAGUGUUGCUACAAUUGAUGCUUUAACUGUAUAUGACUACGAAACAAAGGAUAUCGUCUGUUCUUGGGAUGUACAAGCAGACAGGAUUAGUGCUAUCAAAGAUCUAAUUUUCACAUUAAAUGUUAAUGGUAAGAUAUCUGUCUUUAAGGUAAAUCAAAGUGAACCUAUCAGUACUAUCACAGUGACAAACUCAGAAGUCAUCGAUUUUAAACAAAUAUCAAAUGAUGUGAUGCUCGCUUGGUUAAACGUUAAUGAACCUAAUUUUAAAUUACUAUCUAUAGAUAACAUUACCGGUAACAAGGAGAUAAUCCUAAACGAGGGUGUCGAAGAUAUCGAACCUGCAGAAAAUCAUGUAACUCAAGGUACUGACAAGCAAGAAGAUGCAAUGGAAGAUGUUGCAAAAGAAGAAAAACAUGAAAGCUCAAAGAAAAUAUCAAAAUCCGAACAAACCGAAUUAAAUGUUAGAUUAGUCAAAGCAUUAGCAAAGGAUAAUGAUAACUCAGACAACGAGCCUGUUAUCAGUCUCCUGAUAUCACCCUCAUGGAAUGAACAAAGAAUUAUAAAUUUUAUAAAUACCCAAUUAACCUCUGAAAAUCUUGUAGGGUCUGUUCUUAAUAAGAUUAUUACCGAAUUGCAACAUGACGUUUGGGCAAAGGAUAAUACCUUAUGCCUAUGGGUAAAAUGGAUAAUGAUGUUGAAAAAUGUUCCUCACAGUACGAUAUUCGACAAGAAACCAAAAAAAAAUAUGAAACAUUUAAAGAGUGCCUUAAAGUCGUCAAGCGAAACAUUACCAACUUUACUUGGUAUUCAAGGUAGACUAGAUCUACUAAACAAACAAGCUACGUUAAGACAAGAAUUAGCUAUGCUAUCUAUCGAUGAUGGCACUGCCGCAGUUGCCAUAGAUCAAGGUGAAGACACAAAUAAUAUCGAGAUAGGAGAUGCUAUUUCAAAUGAAGAUGAAGACAACCUGGUAUAUGUAAAUGGUGAAAAUGAUGUUUUUGUUGAUGCUUCGGACUUUGUAGGAGUUGCUGAAACAGCUGCUUAG